Ceutorhynchus assimilis (cabbage seed weevil) is the source of this 1439-nucleotide messenger RNA. NCBI's taxonomy places the organism in Eukaryota, Metazoa, Arthropoda, Insecta, Coleoptera, Curculionidae. The record is from the annotation of a GenBank genome assembly.
CGCGAUUGGAUUUUUAACACUACGUACUGAAAUAACGUUACCGCAUAACGUAAUUUACCCAGCAUUUACGUAAAGCGUUAUUUCGAAUAACGCCUAAAAAUUGCUCAAAUAGGCAUGCGCAGAUUUUUGACAACGGGCCAGCUGGUUGAAUAUUAGAGGUUAUGUCAUCAUGUUUGUUUAUCAACAAUAUGUAUUUUUGUUGUGAUUUCGUGCAAGUGAUGUUUUUGGAUGACUGAAAAUAUGAAUAUGACUCAAAAUACUAUUGCUUCCACCAGUAAAGAAGCUAUAAAGAGGCUCAGGUUUACAGCAGAUGACGAUCUGGCACUACUAAGAGAAUUUGUUGGUUUGAACCCAUUGGAAGAAGUAGAAAAAUGGGAAGAAAUCCAAAAAAAUAUUUUCAUAAUUACAGGAAAAAUGUUUUCUAUUAGAACUUUGAAGGAUCACUUGUUUCUUAUUUUAGAUAUUUGGUUGAAGAAGGAUAAAACCACUCAAAUAUUGUCUGGAGUAGAAGAAGUACAUUCUGAGAGAGACCAACUCUUACAAGAAGUAAGUGAUAUGUGUAAUAAUGCCAAAGUAAAGCCACUCACUAAAAAAAGGAAAUUGAGCAAGGAAAAACAAAUUGCUGAAUUAGGGAAACUGUCAAGAGAUGAGUGUUCCAGAACACUAAUCUCGGACAACAUUGAUAUUGAAAACUUGCCCCCAGCGGCCCCAGCUCAAGCUCCAUCUUUUUCUCCAAUAGCUUUAGACCAUGAUUAUCAACUUUGUUCAAUAAUCGACCUAACUGACCACGAAACGAGCCAUGAAAUUCAAAUAUCAACUAAUAAUGAGAAUAAUAAUGAGCAUAGAUCCAAUGAAACUGAAACUCUGCCACCUCCCAAACCCACUAUAUUGGUUUUAGAAGCUGAAACUCCAAAAAUUAACCCAGAAAAAAGUGCUCCGAGAAAAAUUUUAGCCCCUAGAAAAAACAGAACUAAUAGAAGUGCUCCGUUAAGGAGAAAUGCUCUAGAGUAUUUGGAUAAUAAAGAAUCAAGGGAAGAAAUUUUAAAAACUAGGCAGUUAAAUUUGGAGGAAAAAAGAAUCGAGUUGGAAAACAGAAGGCUAGUCUUAGAUGAACAACGGCACGAAAUGGAUUAUAUAGAAAGAAAACAGAAAUUGGAAAUGGAAAAAACUCGAUUUACACAAGAAAUGUUUGAAAGAGACCAAAAAUCCAAAAUGAUUGAACAGCAACAUCAACUUAUUCAGUCACUGAUGGAAAGAUUGAAGAAGUAUGAAGAAAAAUAAAAUAAUUUUCAUUUUUUUUUCCCAUUUGUUCGAUGUAAUUAUUUUUCGUGAUAUUUGUUUUUUCUAUAUUUUGUUAAGUUACGAUAUAGGUAGGAAUAUCUCUCUGUAUAUCUAUUAUGAUAUUUUGUACUUCCUUGGUAAGGCGUAAUAUCUAUUUU